ACCGGGGUCGUACUUUUUUCCGCGCCAUGCCUGUGUCCUUACUCCACAGGAAACCUGCGUUUCAAGAGCUCUCCCGUUCCGGAAGCGGCCGGUGUCCAGAACAAAAGCAUCCGGGUACAUCCGGAAGCUUUAGGAACGAAGGGCUUAUGGCGGAGGUACGUCCCGGGAGAGCCACGGGCUCGCGUCGCUGUCGGAGUCUGCGCCUCGGCCAUCGGCGACCUCAGACCUGGGAGAUUUCCGACUCAGACGCUGAAGGUGCCCCUGCUAGGGAGGUCGGCACGCAAGCCCAGGGUACAGUAAGAGAGCGCAGAGCUGCGGCCAAGGCUUUACGGGCAGAUCAGGUUCUGGGGCGACUGGUGGUGUGCGUGGACCCAGCUGUCCUGGAAGAUGCAGGCUCCGACAUCCUGAUGGAGGCGCUGGGCACUCUAGGCUGUGAAUGCCGCAUCGAGCCGCAACACCAGGCCCGCAGCCUGCAGUGGAACGUUGUGAAGCCCGACCCAGCACCCAACAAUGUGCCUCUGGAGGCGAAGGCUGAAAAUGAGCAGGAACAGUUGCUGCUGCUGGAACCCCAGGAAUUUCUUGAGGGUGCUGUGCAGCUGACCCAGAUCACAGACCAACCUUGCUCCAUCCCCUGGCUUUCUCCCAAGAGUCUCACCCGCUCCCAUCUGGCUAUCAUUGGACUGGACACAUACCUGUGGUCUCACCAGCCCAGCUCUCAGAAGACAUGGCAACUAAAGAAGUCUAAGGAAGCUCAUGCCAGAGUAACCAUCAGCUGGGCCGAGGUGGAGGAGGCCCUGGUGCUGCUGCAGCUCCAUGCAAACCUGGAUGUGCUGCUGGUGGCCUCGUGGCAGGAGCUGAGUCAGCACGUGUGCGCUUUCACCAGGGCCCUCUCACAGCUCCCCUCUAAGUAUGUACCUCUGGGGGGGGGGGGGGGGGUGGAGACAGGCCAGGGUUGGAGGGCCGCACAGAUGGGGUUCUCAAAGCUUCUGUCUGGGUGUCCUCAUUCCAGGCAGCUCCGGGACUCCCAGGCCUUUUCUUUCUGCACAGCAGGGCACUGGGCCUCAGGUCAGCAAGUGACCAGAGAUGGCUCUGGGCUCAGAGGUGUGUGGUGGCAACAAAUCAGACAGUUCAACCGGGUCAGCACAGCUGUGGCUGACGCUGUUGUUACUGCCUUCCCCUCACCCCGCCUUUUGCAACAGGCUCUUCUGGACUGCAGCACUGAGCAGGAACGCCUGAGCCUUCUAGCUGACCUCCCUGUGAAGGCCCACAGGGGCAAGCAGCCUCGAAGAGUGGGGCCUGACCUCUCCCGCAGGAUCUGCAUCUUCUUGACCACCACCAACCCUGACCUCCUGCUGGACCUGAGCUCGUGACCUGGGCCAUCCUUGGGUCUCCUCCUGCCCAUCAGCACAACAGGACAGGUCUGCCAGGGUCUAAUUACCCUGAGAGGCAGGCAAGGGGGUUUGGUCCCGCCCAUCCCUUUUUCAGACUGUGGUAGACUCUGUUGCCUGCUGGUCAAAUGGAAGCACUAUGGGAGGUAGGGGAGAGGGUAAGCGGAGCUGAGGUGAACAGAAGAGUGGAGGAGAGUGGAUGGAAGAGCCCUAGGGUGACGGGGGUCUCAACUUGCCUUUGGCCUGGCCACUUGCUGCAGGAAGCUUAGUAGCAGGUCUGAGGGCCUAGUUGUACUGUUACAGGCCCAUGCUAUCUGGAAGCUUAGGGCACACCCACAGGGAAAGGUACUCGGAGAUCCAAACCAGGCUCUCUCAAAGCUGCCUGACAGAGACAGAUAAACAAUAGACACAG
Mastomys coucha (southern multimammate mouse) is the source of this 1800-nucleotide messenger RNA. It is a transcript of the gene Eme2, whose product is annotated as essential meiotic structure-specific endonuclease subunit 2. Bases 27 to 1370 code for a protein of 447 amino acids. The transcript is spliced from 7 exons. The record is from RefSeq and is a predicted model, not a curated record. Gene Ontology annotation, cellular component: Holliday junction resolvase complex; nucleus. Gene Ontology annotation, biological process: resolution of meiotic recombination intermediates; double-strand break repair; mitotic intra-S DNA damage checkpoint signaling. Gene Ontology annotation, molecular function: DNA binding; nuclease activity. NCBI's taxonomy places the organism in Eukaryota, Metazoa, Chordata, Mammalia, Rodentia, Muridae.